AUGACACCUCCCUUGCUCACAAGCAUCCAGAACAACGCCGACAAUACAGAUGCAAUGGAAUUGAAUGUAGACACUAUUAGUGCCGCUCUUGAAGCAUUGGAGCUUCCCGUCAGUCACAACGGUGUGGAAGACAUCCCAAUGGGCAAUCUCAUUGUGGCCAUUGUCUUCUGCCUUCGUCGUUUUGGCAUCAUUGGGUUCAAUUCAAAUGUUUGUCCCAACAACGCAACAUCCAUUGAUAUUCACACCGUCCCAGAUAAUUAUGCAGGACCAACCGAAGCUAUCCGUCUCUCUGACAACCGUGCCGCCGAGCGUAAUGCGGUAAUUGAUGCACUAUUCAUGGAGCAGGUUGGUGUUCCAACAGCUGCAACCCAUGCAUCACAUGGUGAGGAAGAUCCUCUCACCAGUGAUAAUGCUUGUAUCUUUGUUGAGGACAGCGACGAUGAAGACAACAUUUCCUACGUUUCUGAUAUACCUGAUGAUAUGGCGUUAUCUGGCGUAGCUGCCAACCACGUUGCAGAGGCCGUUGUUGCAGCCUCUCCUGUUGCAUUUGCCCCCGUUGCAGCUGCGCCUGUUGCAGCCAUCCACGUCGCAGCCCCCAUUGCAGUUGCUCCUGUUGCUCCUGUUGCAACCGCUCACGUCGCAGCCGCAGCCCACGUCACAGCCAACCACAUCGCAGCCGCCCCCGUCGCAGCUGCUCCUGUUGCAGCCGCCCACGUCGCAGCCCCCAUCGCAGUUGCUCCUAUUGCAACUGCUCACGUUGCAGCCGCAGCCCCCGUCGCAGCCAACCACAUCGCAGCCGCCCCCGUUGCAACUGCUCCUGUUGCAGCCACCCACGUCGCAGCCGCCCCCGUUGCAACUGCUCCUGUUGCAGCCGCCCACGUCGCAGCCCCCAUCGCAGUUGCUCCUAUUGCAACUGCUCACGUCGCAGCCGCAGCCCCCGUCACAGCCAACCACAUCGCAGCCGCCCCCGUCGCAACUGCUCCUGUUGCAGCCGCCCCCGUUGCAGCCGCUCACACAGGAUUUUGUCCUAAUUGCCAAAUGCAGAUUCAUUUCCAUACUCCGGAGCCUUACUAUGUUGUGACUAAGGGAAAGCGAGUUGGUGUGUUUACUGGCUGGCACAAUGUCUCCCCCCUUGUCACUGGAGUCAGGGGAUCCGUCUACAGGAGGUACAGUAAUGAGGCAGCUGCUUAUGCCGCCUUCCAAGAGGCUCUUGAUGCGGGAAACGUUGAAGUCAAAGGGGUCUAG
Psilocybe cubensis is the source of this 1245-nucleotide messenger RNA. RefSeq lists its product as uncharacterized. Bases 1 to 1245 code for a protein of 414 amino acids. The record is from RefSeq and is a predicted model, not a curated record. NCBI's taxonomy places the organism in Eukaryota, Fungi, Basidiomycota, Agaricomycetes, Agaricales, Agrocybaceae. The transcript has 7 exons.